Messenger RNA from Topomyia yanbarensis, 4664 nucleotides. RefSeq lists its product as uncharacterized. The coding region runs from base 1001 to 4327 and encodes 1108 amino acids. Lineage: Eukaryota; Metazoa; Arthropoda; Insecta; Diptera; Culicidae. Gene Ontology annotation, cellular component: plasma membrane. Gene Ontology annotation, biological process: engulfment of apoptotic cell; apoptotic process involved in development; phosphatidylserine exposure on apoptotic cell surface. The transcript has 7 exons. The record is from RefSeq and is a predicted model, not a curated record.
GCAGAUUCGGUGGUGCAUGAGGAUAACAUGAACGGAAAAAUGCUUUUAUUCGGAUGAAAAGUGGACUGAUCGGGCUUUAAAAUAUAUCUGUCCAGCGUCGAAAUGAGUGAAAAGUACUUUGUGAUAGUUUUUAGUUUGAAUUUUGCCAAGAUCGUGCUGAAAAAGCGUGAAAGUAGGGUCAAAUUUUUGAAGAUCUCUUGGAUUGACCGACAACCCACACAGUGACUGCGUUGUAGAUCACGCAGGACGGAACCAAUACAAGUACGUAGUAGUAGUGCAGUGGUUUUACUGAGGUCCAAGACUGUAUUAGCAGCGUGUGAGUGGACGAGCCACCGUUUGUUUAUGUGAAAUAGUUGAAAUUCCAAUGCCCGAUCGAUCAAUGCUAGCCCAUGCUGGCUGGGCUGGGUGACUGCUGAUGAUCCCGGUGUGUUGUUAUUUUGCUUUACCCCGACGAAGUGUUGGUGAUUUUGCCUUCGGCAGACGAACAGAGGGCAAACGAAAUGAAGGAAAAUAUUUGUAUGCGAGGAAUGAGAAGAAAAUCCACAUUUCUCCGCAUCAGCAUUAACCAGGAGCACUGUCGCCGAUCGAUAUGUGACCGAUUUAAUUAUUUAUCGUGAAGUGAAUUACACCAGCAAUUGAAGCAAUCCGUGAGAAGUCGGAUGGUAAUCGAGAAAAGUAAACAAAAAGAAGAAAAAGAAAUAAAUCUUGUUAUUGUGAUUGUAAUUUAAUCCGCAGUAGUAUUUCCGGAUGUAACGAAGAAAUAUCGAUCGGUGAUAGGCAGGAAAAGUGUUCAAUAGUGUGAAAAUUUAUAUUCUGUUGGUGCCAUCUAUGAUACAGCAGAGCCAAAACCUGGCGAACUAUCAAAUGCGUAUUGCAUGCUAAUGAAUUACGACAACAUUAGUCAGUGAUGAGUUCAUUGACCAGGGUGAUAGCAGAUUCACGUGGAUUAUCGCAAUUUUCUAGUUGAUCAAUCACAGUAUUAUAUUCAACUGUAAAUACGAUGGCCGAAUUCUUGCCACUCUGUGAUGUACUGUUCAACGUGAUCUCUCUGGCCGGUUACUUCUGCGAUGUUGUCUUCGAUGUCGUGCUCGGCUAUGCACUAUACGAAAGGCAGAAGUUUACCUACUUUGCUGCCGUUAUCGUGAUUGUCAGUUUUUCACUAGUAAUCUCACAGAUUGUUUCCGUACGAUGGUAUUUAAACAAACGAAAGUUGAGAAGUUCGACUACCGCAACUACAGGACCACCAUCCGAAGGCCACGACCACUCAGAAAACAGCAUGGAGAAAAAAAAGAAAAAAUCACCAGAUGAAGUGCUAACUAAAACGGCCAAAUACAGCCGAUACGCCGUACUGGCACUUCACGCCACGCAAUUAGGUGUAUUAUGGCGUUACGCUAAGCUCUUCGUUCCCGUAGAUUUACGCCAUGUGAAACAUGAGGUCCGAGACCUAUGUAUGCUACGGCUGGUGCAUGCGUUCUGCGAGGCAGCACCGAUGCUUUUACUGCAACUAUAUGUACUAGUGAAUCUUCAGAAUGAGAACCACCUCAGUACGCUCAAGCUGAAAGCUCUGGCCAGUGGACAUCAUUUAUCAACGACAGCUUUAGUCCAGCAGACCAGCAUUGCCGAACAACAACAGAAAACAUUUCGCGAUCUUAAUAUGAUCUCAGCUACACUAUCUCUUUUCAGUGUUUGCUGGGCUCUGGCCAGUUUUAGUAAAAAUGUUCGUUUACAAAACGUACACCGGUUGGUGCUGACAUGGCUUGGAGUCAUAUUUCAGUUCCUGUGGCGAUUGGGUACAGUGAUAUCGCGUGUAAUUUCGUUGACCGUUUACGCAUCGGUUUACAGUCAUUGGGUGUUUCUGGUUAUCAUCCUACAUUGGAUCUCGAUGUUUUUGUGGCUUAUCUCACCGAAAAACGUAUUUCACGGGGAACGAAUAUCGAGACUAAAAAAGGCAAUGUUGGGCGGCCUAAUAGCGUUCGUGUACAUUUUCGCAUAUAUCAAUCUACAGGAAGUUCGACAUCGGCAGAAAAUGCUUACCUUUUACGUCGUGAUGUUCAUGGAGAACUGUCUGCUGGUAUGCCUGUGGAUGGUUGGCAUUUGGCCUAACCGUCCUGAGGGUUGGUACAUGAUACCUAUAUUAGUACUGUGUAGUUUUGGUGUUGGUUUAUUCUUCAUGGUUGUGUAUUACCGAUAUUUUCAUGUACGCCGGUUAGGCUAUGAAGCAGGUGGUCGGGUUCCGUGUAGUGGAAGGACUAACAAGUGUAAUCAUGAUGCAUGCCGCUGCCAGGAAAGCUCACAACAGUUGGAAACUGGAAAAUCCAUGGGAGGAUGUGGAAAUCAAAAGUACCCUCAUGUCAUACCGGGUGUGUUUAACUGCCGUUUUUCGAAUCCGGUGAAUGCUGCAACUAAACGGAAAAAAAAGAAACCAACCACCUUUGUUCCACCACCGAAUUUCGCCAUUCAAACCAAUAACACCGAACAUGAAGCUCCUAUCGGACCAAUGGCAAUUCCGUUCUGGCGACGGCCUCUUCCAAGAUCGCAUACUGGAGGGUCUAGCGAAAAUGAUGGCAGUAGCGUCAGCUCAAGAGUCAACAUCCAGCAAAAAUUACAGGAAAAGAAACAAAAACAACUGGCCGAGUUGAAAAUUAUUGAAGAGGAGAUCAAGCAGGGUAAACUUGGUGGGCCAGGAACUGGAACGCUAAGUUCGGGUGACGAUACUAAGGCAACAUUGCCACGUCAACCUAUUCCAAGAGCGAAAAAACACAUCGAUAUUGAUCCGAUGGAUUGGCGACCCUCAAGUCCAGAUAUGGCUGAAAUUUCCGUGGAGAAGUCAUUCAAUGAUCUUAACUUGCUGCUGGCAGCUAAUUUAGAUGAUGUAAAUAAUCUGAACAAAUUUAAUGCUAACUAUGAUCCUAUAUACAACAGUUUUGGGUUGAAUGGAAUUAAUAUUUCUGCGCUGGUGAGUAUGAAGAAUGCCGAAGCGCAACAGGCAGCCGCGAACAACAGAAACAUGUCCCCGAUAUCGUCUCAAAUAUCGGCAACUGAGAGUAAUUCACUCACUCGUCAAGUUCACCCUCGAGCGAAAAUCUUGCCGAACAAUGUGCCAAGAAAUCCAUUCGCCGAAAACUAUCGGGGAAAUUUCGUUAGUUUAUACGCUGAUGCGGCUGCUAACAAUAAUAGACCUCCUUCGAUAAGCCCCCGUACUACAGAUGUUGCAGCAGCAAAUCGUGCAGUUCUUUAUGAUAAUCACAGUCGACUCUACAUGGACGCCAACCAUCCCCGUCAGAUAUCGGGAACCUACAGUAGUAUGGAGAACACUGGAACUGAGAAUCUCCCUUUCCCGUACAACGUUGUUCCGCCACCCCGCAGCAAACUGGAUAGUCGAGCAACACCUACCAUGCCAAACAACCCAAGUGCAACUAACACCGGUAGCAGUAGUGGCAAUAAUAAUAGUAACAGCAUUGGUAAGAAUGUGCCAGUAGCAGUUCCGCCGACCACGAUCAACAAUCUGAAUAAUACUAAGCGUCAGAUGCAACGGGCUAAGACACCGGAGAUACUCUUGUCACCACAUUAUUUGGAAAAUUCACGAAUUUACUACGACUGGGUGGCGCGAGAGGCGGCUAAUUUUAGAGUCCAAGAAACUGACCGCAACGAAUCCGUUGUGAGUAGCGGAGAUGAAAAUUUGGACCAAAAUGCCGCAGAUAAUGGACAUAAUCCCAAUCGCAUUCCAUCCGAUAUCGAUAGCCAGGUCUCUUUACCACGUUCCUACACGCUACCACGCGAAUUUAAAUACUACCGUCGGAACAAGGGUCGCAAAGUGAUCAAGAACGAGCAUUUCAUCGCCAGUACCAACAGCAGUGACGGGGAUGUGGACAGUGGAGACGACAACGAAUCGGAACACCAUUCGAAUAAUUCGAACACCAACUCGCAGCAGCGAUUGAAAAACGCUACUCCUUGCUCGAACCUAGGAGCACCACCGAGGUUGAAUAAUCUCAACAAAAAUUCAGCAGCCAUGCACUACGCGCAGAACAUUUCCCCGAAUGCAACCAUGCUGGUGAGCGGAGGCAGUUCGGCGAUCAUUUCGGCACCCAGUUCAAGGCAAACGCUGAACGCAACGCCCCAGAGUAUGCAUAUGGUCAACGGCUACGGAAAUAAUCUGAUGGCGAGUAGUUCAAAACAGGUCCAUAGCUUAGAUUUGAUAAACGGCGUCGACAACGUAGUCGGUGUAGCGAAUCCCAAUGGCCCUGCAGUUUCGUACAACAGUAGACCAAUGCGAUUGCGAAUGUAUGGUGCUAAGAACGGGAUGGUUCGACACGAGACUAAAUUAUGAGUUUAGCAGUAGGGUUUGGUAGAACAUAUUUAUAUGGGACUUAAAAUAGAUUGAUCGUUUUGAAUAGGUAGCAUAUUAAAAAUUAUUCUGUAACUUGUGAUAUAAUUUUAAUUUGUUUUUUUUUCAUAAAGAAGCUUGUUGCUUGUAUGUUUAGUAAAAUAAUAUGAAACUGGAGACUGCUAAUACAGAAAAUCCAGUCUUGGCUUUAUCAUCGUAGGCAUGUUAUUUACUGUAACGCCAAUCUUAGAUAAAUCAAGUAAAAAUAAGAUGCUCAUUGAUAUAAUAAACAAAUUAAAACAUAAAACAAGGUGUCGACAUUUCUGUGAAUAAAAAAAAU